Lottia gigantea (owl limpet) is the source of this 489-nucleotide messenger RNA. RefSeq lists its product as hypothetical. Lineage: Eukaryota; Metazoa; Mollusca; Gastropoda; Lottiidae. The transcript is spliced from 4 exons. Bases 1 to 489 code for a protein of 162 amino acids. Gene Ontology annotation, molecular function: chitin binding. Gene Ontology annotation, cellular component: extracellular region. The record is from RefSeq and is a predicted model, not a curated record.
AUGAUUCGAUAUAUUAUUUUGUUAAUUUGUGUUUGUGUCGUAUUAGCACAGUUCAAACGAGGUAAACCCCGAAGAAAGUCAGCUAAACCUCGAUGGGACUGUACAGAUAUUGUAGACGGUUUAUACAUUGGCGAUUGUUUAAAUUUCUAUAGAUGUAAAAAUGAAACAACCGAACACUUACCAUGCCCCGGUAAUCUGGUUGUCAAUGAAAGACAGAUGUGGUGUGAUUAUAAAGAUUUAGUACCACCUCCAUGUGGUACAGCUCCUAAUUGUACUGGUAUUAUUGAUGGUAACUAUCCGGAUUACACCCGGAAAUGCCAGUAUUAUUAUACAUGUUUACAUGAUGAUUUUUAUGGUUAUACCAAAUGCGCUGCCAAUCUGUUAUUCAACCCCGAGAAGAAUAAUUGUGAUUGGCCAUUUUUAGUGAAACCACCUUGCGGAGAUGCAGCUGAAUCUGUUUAUCCUGUAAAACCUGACAGAGUUGGUUGA